UUGUGGUAAGACAGAUUUAGGGAGGGAGAGCGCUUGCUAGCUCGCUAUCUACGUGUUGCUAGAUGUAGACAGACUCUUUGUAGAAUAUUCUACUGUAUUGCCAUUUACACGGGAAAGCCUCCAACAAGCAUUCAGGAAUGGAAGGGAUCUUUGAAGGAAAAGGAGACUGGCUGGGUAGAAAGGUGACAGGUUCGUGAAAAACAGCUUUAUAUAAAAGGAGGAAUAAACCGCGGCUGACAUAUGGAAGACAGGCGGAGAAGGUACUCUUUGCUUGAAAGUGCUGCAGCCCUGCCAUCCUGCCCACCUGUAUGGCUGCGAAACCUGCUCUCUCUCUCCUAUUGGCCAUCAUGGCCUGGACUGGGCGGGCCCGCUCCUCGCCCACUGUGCUACUCCGUCCCCGAGAGAGAGACAGAGAUCCUGGUUCCCCUGGAAGCAUCAACAUAGCAGUUAUCUACUCUGGAUCAUCCUUGCACCCGGAGCUGGGGGUUGAUGGGAUAGGCAUGGAGCCAGGGAUGGGAAGGGUGUUGCCCCCUAGGGUUGGCUACGGACACAUUGCAGGGAGCAUCUCAGAGAGCGUGGUGACCCAGUAUGGCUCUGCCAAUAUGAUCUGGCUGGCGGUGAAUGAGAGCAGCCCCCAGAGCCUCCUGCUGCAGCUCUGUGACCUGCUGGCCACACGGCCCCUGCAGGGUUUAGUGUAUGAGGAUGACCGGCCCCCAUCCAUGCCCAGGGGGCCCCUGGCCCCGGUGCUGGAGUUUGUUUCUGCCCAGACAUCCCUGCCAAUCGUGGCCGUGGGAGGCGGCGCAGGCCUGGGAAGGGAGCCACAGGAGAGUGGCUCAAUUUACCUGCAGUUCAGCUCCUCGACUGCGCUCCAAUUAGAGGUUAUUUUUGAAGUUCUAGAAGAAUACGACUGGACAUCCUUCUCGGUUGUUUCUACACGUCACCAUGGCUACCAGGACUUCCUGGCGAUGAUAGAGGGCCUCACGGAUGGCUCCUUCAUCGGCUGGGAGAAGAGGAGUGUGGUGAUGCUGAACCUUACGGAUGACCCAGGGGGGGCACGUACACGGAGACAGCUGAAAGAGAAUGAGGCGCAGGUGCGCCUGCUGUACUGUUCGCACGAGGAGGCCGAGCUGGUGUUCAGGGCAGCCUGGGCCUCAGGUCAGGCUGGCCCCUCACACAUGUGGUUCGCGGUGGGGCCUGCCCUGUCUGGCCUUGGAGUGGAGGGACUCCCCAAAGCUAUCUUUGCUGUCAGGCCUCAGGGCUGGAGGGACGAGCCACGCCGAAGGAUCGCUAAGGGGGUGUUAGUCCUGACCCAUGCAGCUGUGGCUAUGAGGAAGGACUAUGGGGCCUCAGCAGAACCUAGCUUUGCUGGCAACUGUCAGACAGACAACAAUCAAACCCAAAGGCUGCCUGGCAGGAUCAGGUACUUCAGUAACAUUACACUGGGUGGACGUGAUUACUCCUUCAACAGCGACGGCUAUCUGGCCAACCCCUCUAUGGAUGUCAUCUCUUAUUCACUGGGGAAAGGAUGGGAGGAGGUGGGGUCGUGGGAGAAUGGGGUGUUGAAGCUGCGCUACCCGGCCUGGUCCCGCUACGGGAUCUUCCUGCAGCCCCCGGAUGAUGCCCAGCACCUGCAGGUGGUCACCUUGGAGGAACGGCCCUUUGUCAUUGUGGAGCCCGCUGACGCCGCCACCGGCACCUGCAUCCGUGACUCUGUGCCUUGCCGACUACCCCUCAACACCAGUGCGGUUCUGGAAGGGGUCGUGCCAGUGAAACAGUGCUGUAAAGGAUUCUGCAUCGAUGUCCUCAAACGACUGGCCAAGAUAGUUGGCUUCACCUAUGACCUCUAUCUAGUGACCAAUGGAAAGCACGGGAAGAAGAUUAACGGGGAGUGGAAUGGCAUGGUGGGAGAGGUGGUGUACAAGCGUGCCGACAUGGCUAUUGGCUCUCUGACAAUCAAUGAAGAGAGGUCAGAGGUUGUGGAUUUCUCUGUGCCCUUUGUGGAAACGGGCAUCAGCGUGAUGGUAUCCCGCAGCAAUGGCACUGUGUCACCAUCUGCCUUCCUGGGCACCCAGUACUGCAACCUGUGGGUGUCUCAGAGGCUGUUUACCAGCUGGUGGGCUUGUCCAGUUUACCAUGACUCGCAGUAAUAGAACCCUACAGUCCUGCCGUGUGGGUGAUGAUGUUUGUGAUGUGCCUGACCGUGGUGGCGGUCACAGUCUUUAUCUUCGAGUUCUUCAGCCCUGUGGGAUACAACCGCAGCCUGCAGACUGGAAAGAAAGCAGGAGGC
Brienomyrus brachyistius is the source of this 2287-nucleotide messenger RNA. Its product is annotated as glutamate receptor ionotropic, NMDA 2D-like. The record is from RefSeq and is a predicted model, not a curated record. Gene Ontology annotation, biological process: long-term synaptic potentiation; synaptic transmission, glutamatergic; excitatory postsynaptic potential. Bases 309 to 2147 code for a protein of 612 amino acids. The transcript has 12 exons. Gene Ontology annotation, molecular function: transmitter-gated monoatomic ion channel activity involved in regulation of postsynaptic membrane potential; NMDA glutamate receptor activity. NCBI's taxonomy places the organism in Eukaryota, Metazoa, Chordata, Actinopteri, Osteoglossiformes, Mormyridae. Gene Ontology annotation, cellular component: NMDA selective glutamate receptor complex; plasma membrane; postsynaptic membrane.